CGUCUCAACAACACCACUGCACCGCGCCAUGCCGACCGACACGCAGGGCUCACCAGGGCCAAUCCCCGACAGCCUCGACAGGCUAGAGAAGCUACUCGAGAGCCGCGAGCACUUCCUCGCCGUGGGCGGGGACAGCGAGCUGGCCAACUCGGCGCUCGAUGCCACCAAGGGCAUCUUCGACCUGGCCCUCUCGCUCGAGCCCAAGUCUCACCCCCACCUUCACCCCUUCCUUGUGUCGAUCCUGCAGCCUCCCUCCAUCUCGCUGCGCUCCAAGCAGGGCGCGCAGGAGGAGGCCGAGGACGCGCCGGCCGACCCCGCCGAGCUCCUGCCGUACACGCCUCUGUCGGUGCUCACGACCGACGGGAUGGACCAUGAGCAGGUGUGGGCGCAGCUCGAGCUGCGUGCCGACGGUAUCUGCAAGAUCGCCAAGGAGGUCGGCUCGGGCGACCAGGAGGACGAGGACGCCGAGGAUGACGACGACGAGAGCGAGCUCGAGGACGACGACAGCCAGGAGGAGAUGACUGUCGAGGAGUGGAAGCAGAUGAUGGCAGAUGAGGGGUAUGAGGAGGGGGAGAGCGCGAGUGAGGAUGACGAGGAUGAGGAAGAGGACUCCGAGGAAGGCUCCGAGGACGACGAGGAGCUGGACGACGACGAGUCGCUGGAGUUUGGAGAUGAGGAUGACGAGGGCCUGAGUCUCGGAAGCGAGGACGAGGACAUGGAGGAGGGUGAGGAUGAGGAUGAUGAAGACGAGGAGGAGGACGAGGAGGACGGCUCCGACGCCGCCGACUCGGACCUCAACCCCGACGUCGACAUGGACGGCUCGGACGACGACGGCUUCGCCGCUGGCCCCUCCAAGCCACGAAAGAAGUCCAAGCACGCAACCCUCGACGACGAGUUCUUCUCCAUCGACGACUUCAACCGCUUGACCGAGGAGCAGGAGGCGACCCACGUCACUGGCGGCCACCUUGGCGGCGACGACGAGGAGGAGGCCGAGCUGGACGACAUUGGCGCCAUGUUCCUCGUGGAGGGCGACGAGGAUGCUCCUCUCAUGUACUCCGACUUCUUUGAGCCACCAAAACGGGCAGAGGCGCCUGCGAAGGGCCAUGUCAAGAAGACGACAAAGAAGGGCAAGUCGGCACGCUUCGCCGAGGAGAUGGACGAGGAGGAUGAUGAUGAGGACGAGCUUGUCGACGAGACCCGCGAGACGAUGAGCCGCGUCAAGAGCGACCUGUUCGAGGACAGCGAGGACGAGGAGGAGAGCGAGCAGACCCUCUCAACACACGAGCGAAGGCAACGAGAGCUCGCGGCGCAGAUUGCCGAGCUUGAACAGGAAGCCAUCGGCCCCAAGGACUGGACGCUGCUGGGUGAGGCGAGCAGCCGUGCACGACCAGAAAACUCGCUGCUCGAGGAGCACCUCGACUUUGAGCAGGUGCAGAAGGUCGUGCCUGUUAUCACUGAGGACACUGUUGCCUCCCUCGAGGAGCUUAUCAAGAAGCGCAUCUUGGAUAACAACUUUGACUCUCCUGUCCGCGUCCGCGCUUUCGAGCCCACACCUUUCCUCCCCUCGCGCUUCUUCGACCUGCAGGACACCAAGUCGACUCAGUCGCUCGCGCAGAUCUACGAGAACGAGUACCAGGCUGCCGCUGCCGGCGGCAAGGCUGCCGACCCACGCGACGAGAAGCUGCGCAAGGAGCACGACGAGAUUGACCGCCUGUGGAACGAAGUGUGCUACAAGCUCGACGCGCUCAGCUCGCUCAACUUUGUGCCCAAGGCACCCAAGGCGCAGAUCACGACGAUUGACAACAUUGCGACGACGAGCCUCGAGACUGCCCUGCCGUCGAGCCAGGCGGCGACGACAAUGCUGGCGCCACAGGAGCUGUUUGGCGGGCCCAAGGCGUCGGAGCUCACUGCGCGCAGCGAGCAGACGCCCGAGGAGGCGCACGCCGCUCGCGCCAAGGCGCGCCGCGCGAAGAAGGCGCAGACUGCCCGCCUCGGCGCCACGGCCGGCCUGUACGGCAAGAAGCGCCAGAGCGUGCGCGAGCAAAAGGACGAGGCGAUGAAGAGCCUCGUCAAGUCGGGCAAGGGCGUCACGGUCGUUGGCAAGGGCGAGCAGGAGGAGGCCAAGCGCAAGCGCCGCGAGGCGAACACGACCGACUCGAAGCGUCUCAAGCUGUAGCAGGUAUUAGGUGUCUGGCAUAUGCAUGUUUCCUUCCAUCGGGG
Messenger RNA from Vanrija pseudolonga, 2220 nucleotides. It is a transcript of the gene MPP10, whose product is annotated as U3 small nucleolar RNA-associated protein MPP10. Lineage: Eukaryota; Fungi; Basidiomycota; Tremellomycetes; Trichosporonales; Trichosporonaceae. Gene Ontology annotation, cellular component: nucleus; small-subunit processome; Mpp10 complex. The record is from RefSeq and is a predicted model, not a curated record. The transcript is spliced from 5 exons. Gene Ontology annotation, biological process: rRNA processing. Bases 29 to 2176 code for a protein of 715 amino acids.